Molecule: messenger RNA, 3412 nt
Organism: Equus caballus (horse)
Lineage: Eukaryota; Metazoa; Chordata; Mammalia; Perissodactyla; Equidae
Gene: WDR70
Product: WD repeat domain 70
Cellular component (GO): site of double-strand break; nucleus
Molecular function (GO): protein binding
Source: RefSeq, a predicted model, not a curated record
GAGACAGUCGCAUUAAUAACUUAUUUUGUUAAAGGUACAAUGAACUAGCCUUAUUGAUUGGAGUUCACAUUGACUUUUGACUUUUGCUGUUCAGUAAUCUCUGGAUGAGACCAAACUUUGUUGUCCCAAGUUAUAUAACAUCCUGCAUAUAAGAGGAGUAGCUUUUGCCUUCACAACUGCUUUUGUUUUUCUUAUUCAUUCAUUUAACAAAUACUGAGUGCCCACAUAGGCACUGUGCUAUGAAGGAAGGAUACUAAAUGACCUGAUAGAUAGAGGGGCCUAACUUGGUUGGAGGUCUAUAAAGGUCUGUAAAUGCUUACAAGAGCAUUGACGUUUAAUUUGAGAACUUAAGGAUGACUAGAGUUAAAUGAAGGGCAUGGGGUUGGUGAAGAGUCAGCUUUGAGGACAUCAUGUUCUGAGGGUGCUUAUAGAGCUGGAAGAAGACUGGCGUGGUAGAAAAUAGAAAAAAAUGAAGUUGGAAAGGCUUUGCAGGCCAUGUUAAUAAUUUUGUAUUUUAUUCUAAGAGCAAUGGAAAUGAUAUUAGACUUGAUAAUUAUCAUUUAGAGUGUAUAGAUAAAGCAUAAUUUGAGAUAGGAGAUUAAGGUAGUGGUGGGGCCGAUAGUAUCUUUAUGAAAAUAUUUUCAUUCAGCAACGUUUAUUAGGUCUAUACAGUGUUUUGCUAGAAUUCAGAAAUAUAAAGAUAAAUAAUAUGCCAUUAGUUCAUAGCAUAGCUAAGGAGUCGUUAAAAGCAAUAUGAAGUGAAAAUAUAAGAAAUACGUGAAUUAAGUGCUUUGGGAACCCUUGCUGUGGUCUGGGAAACUCUAUAACCAAGCAUAGCUAAUAGAGGGAGGCUUGGGGUAAGAAUAUGAGCUUUAGAGCAUUUUCUGACAACUCUUACCUACUCAGGUCUUUAUGGCUUCUGAGUGCUUUUCAGUCAUGUGUUAGAUACUGGUUUCUUCCUCAAAAUAUAUUCAAAAGAUGGAGAACUGUGGAAGUUUCCUUAUACUGAAGGACAACAAGCAAAGAAAGGGAGUUUGUUGGCUUCUCUUUAGAACUCUGAGAGGAUUAAGUGUCACCUUGGCCAUAAACGCGUCUUAAAAGGUAAAGAGCCUUGGGGAAACUCCAGACAAUGUUCCCAUCCAGCAGGUUGAGUUAGGAGGCAGCGUCGGCGGCGCUCAUGCCCCGCCAGCCCGCUAGGGCGGCGCUGCUCAGCAGGCCGCGGGCCCUCCGCGGAAGGUGCCGCUCUUGGCCCGGGCGGCGACGCUGCCGCUCGCAGGCGAUACUUCCUGCUGGGUUUGCCGCGGCGCCUCGGCUGCUGUUUGCGCUGUGGCUGUGCUGUUUCUGCGCAGGACGGCUGCCAUGGAGCGCCCGGGGCCCAGCGAAGUGACAGGCUCAGACGCGUCGGGACCGGACCCGCAGCUGGCGGUCACCAUGGGCUUCACAGGGUUCGGGAAAAAAGCUCGCACAUUUGAUUUGGAAGCAAUGUUUGAACAAACUCGGAGAACAGCUGUGGAAAGAAGUCGGAAAACUCUGGAGGCAAGAGAAAAAGAAGAAGAAAUGAACAGAGAGAAAGAAUUAAGAAGGCAAAAUGAAGAUAUUGAACCAACAUCUUCAGGCUCAAAUGUGGUCAGAGAUUGUUCUAAAUCAUCUCCCAGGGAUACAAGCAGCAGUGAAAGUGAAGAGACUUCUGAUUCUUCUGAUGAUGAGUUAAUUGGCCCUCCUUUACCCCUUAAAAUGGUGGAAGAACCAGUUAGUCAUAUGGAGGAAGAAAUCAUCGGUCCUUUACCUCCACCUCCUUUUGAAGAAGUGGAAGAAGAUGAUGAUGAUGACGGUGAUUCAGAAGAGGAGGAUAAUCCUGUCCAAAAGAUCCCCGACUCACAUGAGAUAACACUAAAGCAUGGCACUAAAACAGUUUCUGCUUUGGGUCUGGAUCCCUCAGGUGCCCGUUUGGUGACUGGAGGAUAUGACUAUGAUGUUAAGUUUUGGGAUUUUGCUGGAAUGGAUGCGUCUUUUAAGGCAUUUCGGUCCCUUCAGCCUUGUGAAUGCCAUCAGAUCAAGUCAUUACAGUAUAGUAAUACGGGAGACAUGAUUCUUGUGGUGUCUGGAAGCUCUCAGGCCAAAGUGAUUGACAGAGAUGGUUUUGAAGUAAUGGAAUGUAUAAAGGGAGACCAAUAUAUUGUGGACAUGGCCAACACCAAGGGUCACACAGCAAUGCUUCAUACUGGCUCAUGGCAUCCUAAAAUAAAGGGAGAAUUUAUGACUUGCUCAAAUGAUGCGACUGUGAGGACAUGGGAAGUAGAAAAUCCAAGGAAGCAAAGAAGCGUGUUUAAACCACGGACAAUGCAGGGUAAAAAAGUAAUUCCCACCACGUGCACAUAUAGUAGAGAUGGAAACCUCAUUGCAGCUGCCUGCCAGAAUGGAAGCAUACAGAUUUGGGACCGAAAUUUGACUGUUCAUCCUAAAUUCCACUAUAAACAGGCUCAUGACCCAGGCACAGACACUUCUUGCGUUGCUUUCUCCUAUGAUGGUAAUGUCCUUGCCUCUCGUGGAGGUGAUGAUUCAUUAAAAUUGUGGGACAUCCGACAGUUUAAUAAGCCACUUUUUUCAGCCUCAGGUCUUCCUACCAUGUUCCCAAUGACCGACUGCUGUUUCAGUCCAGAUGAUAAACUCAUAGUCACUGGCACAUCUGUACAAAGGGGAUGUGGCAGUGGCAAACUUGUUUUCUUUGAGCGCAGGACUUUCCAAAGGGUGUACGAAAUAGACAUCACGGAUGCGAGUGUUGUCCGCUGCCUGUGGCACCCAAAGCUGAACCAGAUCAUGGUGGGAACUGGAAACGGAUUGGCUAAAGUCUAUUAUGACCCCAACAAGAGUCAGAGGGGAGCAAAAUUAUGCGUGGUUAAAACCCAACGGAAGGCAAAACAAGCUGAGACUCUAACCCAGGACUACAUCAUCACCCCUCAUGCCCUGCCUAUGUUCCGUGAGCCCCGCCAACGAAGUACAAGGAAACAGCUGGAGAAGGACCGACUGGAUCCCCUGAAGUCUCACAAACCCGAGCCUCCUGUAGCAGGCCCAGGUCGAGGCGGCCGGGUUGGAACCCAUGGGGGUACUCUGUCGUCAUACAUCGUGAAGAACAUUGCUUUGGACAAGACCGAUGACAGCAAUCCCCGGGAAGCCAUUUUGCGGCAUGCCAAAGCAGCUGAAGACAACCCAUAUUGGGUUUCUCCAGCAUAUUCCAAGACUCAGCCCAAAACCAUGUUUGCCCAAGUUGAAUCUGAUGAUGAGGAAACAAAGAAUGAGCCAGAAUGGAAAAAACGUAAAAUCUGAAGAAUCUCAUAUGAGAGCUGUUUGCAUGAGGGGGAGGGAUAUUGGCCGGUUUUUUUUUUUAAUGAAAUAAAAAGUACAUUUUUAUGAA